ACUUUGACCCGGACGCACUAAAGCGGGGUCCCGCGUGCACACUGUCACCGUGUCCCCGCGUGCAGCCGAGCGCAGCUCUCACGUCACUCUCACGUCACUCUGACGUCACUCUGACCUCACACUGCGGGCGAUGACGUCAUGAAGUUUCGAGGGAAAAUCGUGGACGUCGCGUGCCUGAACCACGUGACCCGAGUCAUCAGCACCAUCUCCAAGCUGACCAAGACCUGCGUCCUGCGGCUCACUGCAGACAACCUGUUCUUCGUCCUGUCCGGCAAAGUGGCUAACGGCGGCGUCAGCAUGUGGUGUGAACUGUCACAGGCCAACGUCUUCGACGAGUACCAGAUGGAGGGCGUAUCCUCUGAGGACAACGAGAUCUGUCUGGAGGUGACUCCAGAGAACCUGUCCAGAGCGCUGAAGACGGUCCAGAACGCCAAGGCGGUCAAAGUGAAACUGACCAAGAAGCACUGUCCCUGCCUCACCAUCGCAGCCGAGCUGCCCACCCUGUCCAGCAUCAGUCGGGUCGUCACUCACGACGUCCCAGUUGACGUCAUUCCCCGGAGACUCUGGCACGAGUUCAAAGAACCGAGCAUGCCGGACUUCGAUGUGAGCGUCUACCUGCCUCCUCUGAAGACCAUGAAGAACGUCGUGGACAGAAUGAAGAACCUCUCCAACUUCCUGGUGAUAGAGGCCAACCUGAGCGGAGAGAUGAACCUGAAGAUCGAGACAGACCUGGUUUCAGUCACCACUCACUUCAAAGACCUGGGAAACCCUCUGUGGGGCGAUGACGCCUCCCAGGACGGUGGUCCGUCUCCGAGCAGGGACCCAGAAGCCAUGGCCCAGGCCAGAGUGGACAUCAGGAAGCUGCAGCAGUUCCUCAUGGGGCAGCAGGUCAAUCCCAGCAAGGCCAUGUGCAACAUCGUCCAUGAGAGGGUGGUCCACCUGAUUCUGCUGCAUGAAGACGUGUCGCUGCAGUAUUUUAUCCCCGCUGUGGCGUAGACGCUCUGCACACGACUCCUGUCACCUGCUUACCUGCUUCAGGUGCCACGUGGCAAAGGAAAGAACCCAUGAGACCAAAGUCCUGAUGGACAGUGUCUGAAAGACUUGACCACUAAGCUUUAGUAAGAACAUGAACAUGCUGGUCAAUGUAGAUAGAGAAAAGAGUUCAGACUGUUCAGAUUGUUUGUGUUCUGCAUUAAAAGUGUCCUGACAUUCACAGAACUCCA
Messenger RNA from Larimichthys crocea (large yellow croaker), 1223 nucleotides. RefSeq names its product HUS1 checkpoint clamp component (gene hus1). Bases 139 to 996 code for a protein of 285 amino acids. The record is from RefSeq and is a predicted model, not a curated record. Gene Ontology annotation, biological process: telomere maintenance; mitotic intra-S DNA damage checkpoint signaling; meiotic DNA integrity checkpoint signaling. NCBI's taxonomy places the organism in Eukaryota, Metazoa, Chordata, Actinopteri, Sciaenidae. The transcript is spliced from 8 exons. Gene Ontology annotation, cellular component: checkpoint clamp complex; nucleolus; site of double-strand break.